Messenger RNA from Achroia grisella, 5226 nucleotides. It is a transcript of the gene stj, whose product is annotated as voltage-dependent calcium channel subunit alpha-2/delta-3. The transcript is spliced from 29 exons. Lineage: Eukaryota; Metazoa; Arthropoda; Insecta; Lepidoptera; Pyralidae. Gene Ontology annotation, molecular function: voltage-gated calcium channel activity. The record is from RefSeq and is a predicted model, not a curated record. Gene Ontology annotation, cellular component: voltage-gated calcium channel complex. The coding region runs from base 316 to 4176 and encodes 1286 amino acids.
AUAUCAGGGUAUACAAAUCGAUUCGUUCACCAGGUAGAUGUGUAAACCCACUUGUUAUAUUUACUAGUAAAAUACAGGAGCUCAAAGUGACACAGUUUAGCGGCACAAGGGGAACAGCGCGCAUGUCCGUCCCCCACGCUUGCGCCUCACAUUCGACGUUAUCAAUCUGGAGUGCACAUUAAAAAGUCUAAAAUAAAACCUAAAUUACGAUAAUAUAAGCCAUAAGUGAUAACUAACAUGUUUGUCAGUACGAAUAAGGAUUCAAUGUGUAGGUAGAUCUUAACAUAUUAGGGGCCAAAUUAGAUUAAGUUUCUGAUGUGCAAGCGUGUUGGGAACUCCAUAUUACUGCUGCUUCUCCUGUCUUUGGACUCGAGGGAUUGUGUUGCGAGUCCGAACAAUGAAGGCAAAAUACUGCUUAAUUCCGUUCAAGCAUGGGCAGUCAAACUCGGCACAGAACUGUAUCAUUUUGGGGAAUUUAUCACCAGGAAGAAAGAGGUUCAAGAAAGCUUCAAAUCAGCUCAAAUUGAAUCAAGAGACGGAGAAAAGCUAGUUCAGAGUAUGUCUGAUGAUAUACGGGCUAUGAUGGAGCUCAAAAUAAGCGCUGUUAAAAGAAUAGUAGAAGCAGCAGAAAAUAUGGCAUUUGACAAACAAAAUGAACCGGUACCUGAAGACUUUCAGUUUUAUAAUAGCAAAGAAAUGGAAGAGCCAUACGAUGAGCUUACAAUCACGACUACUCCAGAAACAGAUUUCGCUUUAGAAAAUUGGAUAGCACGACCACCAACGAAAAAUGCUUACCUCUAUCAAAAUCCACAUUUUUCGAAUAUUCCAGUAAAUAUAAAUUUUAGCAGUGUACAUGUGCCGACGAAUGUUUAUGCUUGGGCUCCGGAGGUUAUCAAAGGUAUCCAUUGGUCAGAGGGUUUAGAUACACAUUUUAUAAAUAAUUACCAAAGCGAUCCAACACUUUCGUGGCAAUAUUUUGGCAGUUCAACAGGAUUUAUGCGACAUUAUCCAGCUAUGAAAUGGAGAGCAGAUCCUGUAGACAUUUAUGAUUGUCGAACUAGGGCCUGGUAUAUGGAGGCGGCCGCUAGUCCUAAAGAUGUAGUUAUUCUUGUUGAUCGUAGUGGGUCAAUGACUGGUCAAAGAAGGGAUAUAGCAAAGCAUGUGGUGACAAAUAUUUUAGAUACGCUGGGAAAUAAUGAUUUUGUUAAUGUCAUGACUUUUGCUGACACUGUAGAGGAAAUUGUACCAUGUUUUGAAGAUUCUUUAGUACAGGCGACUUUAGGAAACCUACGUGAAUUAAAAUUAGGCUUGGAUAAUUUUGAAACCAUGGAGAUAGCAAAUUUUUCGGCUGCACUGACGCGGGCAUUCGAACUUUUGGAAAUGUAUAGAAAUAACAGCGGUGGAGCCAACUGUAAUCAGGCAAUAAUGCUGGUAACAGAUGGUGUCCCAUAUAAUUACAAGGAGAUCUUUGAAAAAUACAAUUGGAAAUAUGACACUCCAGUGAGGGUGUUCACGUACCUGAUAGGGCGAGAGGUAAAGGUGGCGGAUGUGAGGGAGGUGAAAUGGAUGGCGUGUGCUAAUAGAGGCUACUACGUCCAUCUGAGUACGCUGGCCGAAGUUCGAGAGCGAGUUUUAGAGCACGUUAACGUGUUAGCGCGACCACUCGUGCUGCAGAGAGAAAAACACCCCGUUGUAUGGACACCCGUUUAUGCAAACGUCACAGAUCCAAAAGUAGCAGAUUAUCUCUGGGAACAACGUGAAAGAGCAGAGCAAAAAGAACGUUUUAUGAGUCAGCGACGAGACAAAGCUUUAUUUAAUUCAGAAAAAGAGCAAGAACGAAGGUGGCGCAUUACUCAGAUGAAACAGGGACAGUAUAGUGAAAUUGGAAAUUCGCAAUAUCAACUAAUGACUUCUGUAUCAAUGCCAGUUUAUGAUCUUCGUCAUAACGAGAACAUCACAGAGAAUGUACUGAUAAAUGAAGCUUAUUGGGUAUCAGUUACAAAAGAGUCCGUAGAGGAGAACGGCCAGAAGGAGAUGCGUAUUGCUAGGUUAUUAGGCGUAGCUGGCACAGAUGUACCACUAUCUGAGAUACAAGCUCUAAUGACACCCUAUAAGAUCGGAGUAAAUGGAUAUGCUUUCAUUGUGACCAAUAAUGGAUACAUACUAAUACAUCCGGAUCUGAGGCCCGUGUUUCAACAAAUACUAAAGCCAAGUUACAACAGUGUGGAUAUGAUAGAAGUGGAACUAUUUGAUGAUGAUAGAGGGCCAAGGAAUUUCAGCAAAGAAUUGACAGCGCUUCGCAAAGAAAUAAUAGAUCAGAAGACGGGGAAUAAAAUUAUGAACGUAAAAUAUCACUUGGAUGAGAUGAAAAGGGUGUCGCGUGCCAAAAAGCAUUACUUUUGGACUGGCAUCAGUGACUCGCCAUUCACCCUAGUGGUCGCCAUCCCUGAGAAUUACGGCCGUCAUCGGAUAACACCGCCACCUACCGAUGAUAUCCAUAGACUAUCACUGACAUCUAAAAAUAUAUCCGCUCGCCAGUAUUUGUCAGAUAAAUGGAGUGUGCACCCUGAUUGGUUAUAUUGCCGCCACUAUGAGCGAACAUUCUCUACACCGGAAGAAGAACUUUUGUAUUUUUUGGAAAGGGUGGCCAAACCAGGAUGGCGGUGGCCAGCGAAGCCUAGGCCUCCAGAACACCAUAAAAAUAAGCCUGGCCACGACCGACAUAAUAACGGUACUCCAGAAAAUAAGGAGCGGAAUAAGGUUUCUAACAGUACUCCAAGAAAUGAAUAUUAUUGUGACCAUGGAUUGAUGCAAGCGUUGGUAUAUGAUGCCAGAAACACAGCCUGGUUCAACAAAAGCAUAUCAGAUUCGGCUUCUGAGGAAAAAGCCCCGUUGACAAAAGUGAUUGGAUUACUGCCGAGAGCUGAGUUCAUCCAGCGGUUUGGAUAUAUCGUCGCGUUCCUGUCGACUCACAGCGGACUCACGAGAUGGCAGAUGCAUCCACCAAAGGAACAUGACAAUGAAAAACCCGAGUUCGGCAAGCAAUGGCCGAAAUCAAUAGACGAGGUGUGGUACCGUCGCGCGGUAGAGCAGCACUACGUGGACCCUCUGAGUUACGUGUACAGCGUGGAACUUAACACAGAGAAGUUCCCGCUUAACGUGAGCUCGGCGGUGGUGACCGCGGCGCACGCUGUGUUCCACGGCGACUCACACAGGAAGACUCCGGCUGCGGUCGUUGGCUUUCAAUUCAAACACGAACGGCUCAGCGAAUGGUUUGAGAAUAUAACGUCUUCGUGUGAACAUAACAGAGAGUGCGUGACUUGCUUGUCAGAUGCUUGGGACUGUUAUUUAGUAGACAACAAUGGAUGGGUCAUUGUUAGUGAAGACUCCAAUCAGACUGGACAAUUUUUUGGGAAGAUACGACCAGACAUUAUGGCAACAUUGAUUGAGGAUGACGUCUAUAAGCCAGUACAUUUGGUGGACUAUCAGGCUGUCUGUUUUAGAGAGAAAAAGACCUCAAAUCCAGCAAACGUUUUGCUAACGCCAUUAGAGAAUUUGCGGUUAGCGAUGGCCUGGUUCCUGACGACAACAGUUUGGUUCUACAACUCCAUAGCAUCAGGACUGGCGCAGGCCUCCAGCUACUCCUUUGAGGACGAGUUUCUUACAACCACCGUACCACCAUUAUUGGAUGAGGAAGGUGACGACGAUUCCGAGUAUUCAUACAUGUCUAAGCCAACUACGAAAAACGCUGAAAGAGAUUUCGAAAAACUGGUACUGAUCAACAGAACUCGGCCAACGCCAUGUGACAGAGAGAUGUACCUUUACCAACUAAAUUACAACAGCUUAAACGACAAACUCAAUAAACCCAUGAUGAAUUGCUCAAGGCCAUUCUAUGUUCAAUUGGUGAAUUACACAAACAUGCUGAUGGUGGUGGUCAACGGAUUGUGUCCGAGAGAAGAGGUACCUAUAUCAGUGGAUCCGACUGAGGUGCAAUACAAUGAGUCUUUACCAUGUUUGAAGCACAUACAUCCUCUAUAUAGAAAGCAACCGACAUCGUGCAUUAGGAAUCACACUGAGGAAAGUAAUAUAGACAUGUGUGGACGCGGCAGUCUCCCUCACAAGAACCUUUGGACUUCACUGAGUGUCCUGGUAAUCCUCCGGUAUUUUUAUAUAUAAAGGAAAGUAACAAUAUUAUAGUCAGUAAUUAUUCUAAUUUUGAUUAGGUAUAAUUUUCCAGUAAUAAAUUGAAGAUAAUAUCUCUAUUGUAAAUGUUUAUUCAACAUUAAAUGUUUUCUAACAUUACUAAGUCAUACAUUUUAUUUUUUACUAGUAAAAUUUAUUUGUAAAGAUCAAAACUAUUUAUUUAAAAAUAGCUAAAUUUACAUCGGAUGGAAGAUGAAUUAUAAAUAGAGUAUAAUUUAUAUAGAUUACUAAACCAAAUAGUAAAAUACAUGUCAUACCCACAUAUCAUAUAAAUUAUUUGUUAAAGGAAUAUUUAUUUAUAUUUUAUGAUGGAGUUGUUAAGUAAUAGUUAAUCAUAUGCUCCCAAAGUGCCAUAAGUAGGAGGCAUAGGAUCAUAUCAGGUGUUCAACCAUGAUUGACAAUUUUAGCAUUAAAAGUAAUGCAGAGACAUAUUAACUCUUGUAUAAUUAUUUGUGUCAGAUAUAUAAUAAAAUUGUUGUUAUAAGAUGGAGGGUAUACCCUUGUUAUAACAAGAGAAAUAAAGAUAGUCCUAGCUUUUCUAUACAAAUUUAAUAAAUUGGCUUUGAUAUAUAUGUCAUCUUAACUUCUAAAUAAAUUAAUAGACAUAAAUUUUAUAAUAGGCUUUCUUUCAUCAUUAUUUGUUAAGAUUUCAAGUUAAUAAUAAAUAUUUAAAUUACUCCGUCCUGGCAAUUUUUUAAAGCAUUUUGGACUGGGGUGGAAACUUUAUAUUCCUGUGUGGCAGGUGUUAGAUUUAUUAAAUAAAAACAGUUGAUAAAUUUGUGUUGUUUAUUUAAAAAUAUAUAGUUACCAUAAUAUUUGUAAUGAAAUUAUAGUACCUACUUAGUAAUUUGAAUCUCUGUCAUUGUAUGUAGAUGUGAAUUAUUUAUAAUUCAAUUGAAAUGUGAUUAUUAAUUUGGUACAAAUAAAUACUUAUUGAAAAUAUUUGAAGACAGUUAUUUUAAUCCUAUUAAUGUACACACAGCAUUAUCAUCGAGGAACUUGCACUAUCCUAGUUAUUAUAUA